Cottoperca gobio is the source of this 1696-nucleotide messenger RNA. RefSeq names its product KxDL motif containing 1 (gene kxd1). The coding region runs from base 167 to 721 and encodes 184 amino acids. Gene Ontology annotation, cellular component: BORC complex. The record is from RefSeq and is a predicted model, not a curated record. The transcript is spliced from 5 exons. NCBI's taxonomy places the organism in Eukaryota, Metazoa, Chordata, Actinopteri, Perciformes, Bovichtidae. Gene Ontology annotation, biological process: lysosome localization.
AGGAAGUUUAAAAAAAGAAACACGGAAGUGUUUUGUUUUUGUUGAACAGCCAGCUGUCAGAUGCACCUUUCGGCUGCAGAAGUCGUUUCAAAUCUGAUAUUCAAACAGCCAGAGGUCGACGCCAACAUCCACCGUGGGAGUGAGCUUUUUCGUCUUGAUCUUCAUCAUGGUGGAGCCCACAGCAUCUGGUGUGUUCUGUAACAGGAUGCUGAGCAUGGUCAACUCUGAGGAUGUUAAUGCCAUCAUCCAGGCUCAGAGACACAUGCUUGACCGCUUUGAGAAAACCAAUGAAAUGUUGAUCAACUUCAACGGGCUGUCUAACGUGCGACUGCAGCAGAUGAACGAUCGCUUCCUACUCCACACUCGCACCCUUGUGGAGAUGAAGAAGGAUCUGGACAGCGUGUUUAGGAGGAUCAGGACACUAAAAGGGAAGAUUGCUAAGCAGUACCCAGAGGCUUUCAGCAAUAUUCAUGAAGCGCCCAUCCUGGAGGACGACGAAGAGAGGUUUGACCCAGUACCCCCAAGUGCUGCCACGACAAUUACAACCGCCACCUCGGAGCAUAGCACAGAGUCCUGUGACACAAGUCCAGAUGUGAUCUCACCCACUUUGAGCAGAUGCUCUGAAGAUCUCUCUCAAGAGCCGCCUGACACGCCCACCUCCGAUGUCCUAGAGACAGCCGUCCUACAGGACGAGGGUCCGGACUCUGUACCUGCAGAAUAGAGCGAGCAGUAUGUGAAUGGAUUUCAGCCUCUUGAGCUUUGACCAUAAAACUAUUUUAGCAGGAGGUCAUAUUGUAUAUUUGAGUUUGUGUUGGCAUCUACAAUAUCUGCUGACCUUUCCAGUCAUCAUCUGUUGGGAAGAGCUUCACAACCUUGAUGUUAGAUGUGGCUAUGAACUAUUGUUGAGGAUGGAUUUUUGUUGGCAUGCUUAUUUGUCUUAUGCCUGCACAGCACUAAAAUAAUGUAGAUAUUACUUGAAGUUAUAUAGUAUCUCACUAUAGAUGUAUAUAUCUUUAGUACUGACGGUACGCCUAAACAAAAGUCCUCACUCAUGUGAUUAUAAGCAUUUUUUGUUGUUGUUUGAGGAGACGUACUCCUGACUGAAGGAGGAAAUCUCUGAUGAUCUCUCAUGAUGUCUCAUGAUUUAUGUUACUUGAAAGACAAAUGUAAUGAUGUUCUCAACUUAAAAAAUAGUAGUUAGGGUUUGCAAGUAGUUACUCCUGUUGUUGUCAUACUAUUACAAUAGUAUCGUUUGCAGCAUUAUUAUUCGAUGGGCCCCUUUUAAGACUGGGAAAUACGUCUGUUAAUGCAUUCAUGAAUGUUUUCAGCAACAUUUAAUCUGAUUCUUUGCCCAUCCCUAACAAAAAAUUCUCUCUUUGUUAGCCAGGGAUCAUUUUAAUUGUCAGUGAUUGAGCAAACUAUUCAAGGACACAUGAGUAGGGCAGAGGUUCUUUGAUACAAGAGCUGGAAUCCAGGCUGUGUAGGUGGAGGAUCCAACUACCCGUUGCUCACUAUUAAAGAUGCAGUUUUGGUGUAAAAGGGAAAGCCCUUGUUAAAAUGUAUUUCAUUUGUUAUUUAUGUCAUAUUUUUACAUCUCAGUUUUAAUUUGUGGAUUUGAAAAAAUAUCUCCUGAGUCCUUGAAAAGUAGAGAGGCAGAGUAUAGUGAUCAAACAUUAAAGCUGCUCCAUAACAAUAA